GGAAGCGGAGUGUGUGGUGAUGGCGGGAUAUUUUGCAGAGCGAUAAGCCGGGCUGUUCAAGUUCGCUUGGGGAUGACUCGCCGUGCUCUGAAGUUUCCGUCCUUUGAGGAGGGAGCGGCCUCCAGGGGCACAGAGGGGACCCAUGGUGACAGAAAGCAACAUAUAACAGAUUUCUUUAAACCAACUUGCAAACCAGAUGACCUUUGUUCUGCACUUAAAAACUUCAUUGGCAAUAAGGACUUAAAACUACAGACCCAAGAUAUUAACUCCUAUGAUUUCAAUAAAAUUCCACCACUCAAAAGACGGAGGAAAAGCCCAGCACAGUCACCCAGCAAAAGACCCAUCAUAGAAGCCCUUCUAAAAAGAGACAAUCAAACAAUUGUAAGAAACUUUAAGGCUUUUUGUGCAAAAUGUGGCAUGAAUGUACUAUCUCCUAAGGUGGUGAUUGAAAGACUAACUUUACCCGUCAGCACACUAGUUCAUUUAAAAGAAGGGUUUAAAAAAUGCUCUGAAAGUACAGAGAUUGUCACCCUAAGCCCUUCGUCCUUUAAAAGUUUACAAUCUAAAAAUGUAAGACCACUGUCAUUUCCUGGAAAAUCUCAUAAUCAGCAAUUUUUUGAUGAAAGGAGCCAAAUUCCAGUAAGUGGACAAAAAGGUCAUGGUCCUCAGCAACCGUAUACCUUAGUAGACUCCAGUGGACCCCAUAACCGGUCCCAUGGAGGAAUAACAAAGAAGAAAAGCACUCAUCUGGCAGUUAGUCUGGGGAAAACAAAGGGACAUGAAUUUCUUUCAAAGGUGAAUGGAUCAUCUGUAAGUAACAGGGAAACUUCAAAUGUCAAAACUACUUUAGAAUCUGAAGAGGCAAGCAGCAGUGAUUUAGAAUCUGAAUUUCCUCUCCUUCCAAUGAGACCUGCCACUUCAGAAUCCAAGAAUUCUGACUGCUCUACAUCGAACAGUCCUUUUAAUGGCUCAAAAAAAGUCUUACAGCGAAUUCACCGGGAUAGUGUGGACAGUGAUGAAUCAUUUCAUGCUCUUUCAUUAAGCACUGAUGAAGAAGAGGAGGAGACACUCAAACCUCUUGAUGAGAUUAUUAAAAUUACAGCAGAGCCUGUGCCAGCUACCCCACAGGGAGCAGACUUGUCCUUGCUUUCUCUAUCACAGUCACCAAUCCACGAUACUCCGGCAAAUAACAGGUUAAAGGAACUUUUACAAACUCCUUUCUAUGAUAACAAUCUGGAGUGUCUAGUAAAAGAGAAAGAGGAGAGCGAAAGAAUCGAUGCAAUAGAGAAGCAGCUUCACAAAGACCUAGAGAGAGGACAGGGAGUGGCUGAUGAAAAAGUGAUGGACAGUGAACAGGAUGGAGAACUUACUGACGAACACAGGGACCUCUUGAAGAAAUUUUCAGUUGUCACAAAUGCAAUACCAGAUCACCAUCCAGGAGAGGAAAUCUUCCAUUUGCCUGAAUCAGGAAAGAUCUUUAACAUUCGUACUCUUAACUUGCAACAUUUACAGUUCAACUCUGGUGGCAACUCUGAAGAAAUGAUCAUAUUCAGCUGCAGUCCUGGAAAUCAGCUUAUGUUGGCCACAGAAGGAUUCCUCACUACAUUGUAUCAGUUUAAGAAAUGCCCUGAGGUACUAAUGAGAUGGAUGUUUCAGAUGGUAUCUAUUCAUCCAUCUUAUGCCACGUCUAUUAAACUUUUAAAUGCUUUGAUUGAAAUGACGUGUAACCAUCUUACAAAUCUUGAAGAAAAGCCCUGGGUUCCUACUUUACUGGACAUAGCAACUGUGUUUGCCAACAUGGGGAUUGCCUUCAAAACUCUUUUUUCUCUUCUACACAUUCAGCCUUCUUUCAAAGACUUUGACUUAGUAUCUGCAGUACCUGGAUCGGUGUCAACAGAAAAGGGAACUUUGUGCACAGAACAAAUUUUUUCUCGUGUUCCAGCAUCUCAGAUAGCUCAUGUAAUUAAGUUUUUAGGCUUGUGUACAGCAGUCUACAGGGAGAGCUAUGAGGACCUGGAAAUCCUUGCACUAUUGGUGAUGCUUUUAAAAAAUGCAUCUGGAGAAAGAACUAAAGGACAUUCCUGUGAUGGACUUGCAUUGUCUCAUUGCAAAUCUCCUUCAAAACAUCAAGACAUGGGAAACUAUGAUGCCGGAACUGUGCUUUGCUAUGAGCGAACUUUCCAGUCAUCAUCAUAAUUUCCUAAAGCUGCUACAGCUUGUACCUACCUUUGAGAUUCGUGGCAGAGAACUAAGAAGACACGUCAGCCUUAUUUUCAUAUCCAAUAUCCAGAAUGGACACUGUACAGAUAUACCUCUGGAUUAUGCAUCUCGGAUGCUGCUGUUGUGUAAGUGUUUGUCCCAAAUGAAGCCAUCUUCUCUGGUGAAGAAAAUGCAGGCACUUCCAGAAAAUGAGUCAAAGACAUUGCUGGACAUGGAUCAGGAGGCAUAUUAUGUGACUUUCAGUCUUUUACACUUGGUCAAUGAUGCAAGCAGCUCAGAUGAACCUCUUUCAAUUCAGAGAGAAUACCUCUUGAAAUUAUGUACGGAGUUAGAAAAGCACAUCAAGAGUGAUAUCCGCGAAGAUGCAAGGUUUUUCUACAGGACAAAGGUAAAAGAUUUAGUGGCCAGAAUACAUAGCAGAUGGCAAGAAUUACUGCUUUACUCUCGACCAAGUCAGGGGAAACUACUUCAAUAUUGGGAGCCAACGAGUGACAGUUCAAGCCCUCCGGGUUCACAGGAAAGUGUUGAUGAAGCUUGCCUGGGAAAAGAGAUAAACAUUCCAGAAUGA
Messenger RNA from Staurois parvus, 2788 nucleotides. The record is from the annotation of a GenBank genome assembly. NCBI's taxonomy places the organism in Eukaryota, Metazoa, Chordata, Amphibia, Anura, Ranidae.